This is a messenger RNA of Aspergillus steynii IBT 23096, 1665 nucleotides long. RefSeq names its product putative PP-loop ATPase superfamily protein. The record is from RefSeq and is a predicted model, not a curated record. The transcript has a single exon. Gene Ontology annotation, molecular function: tRNA binding. Gene Ontology annotation, cellular component: cytosolic tRNA wobble base thiouridylase complex; mitochondrion. NCBI's taxonomy places the organism in Eukaryota, Fungi, Ascomycota, Eurotiomycetes, Eurotiales, Aspergillaceae. Bases 86 to 1330 code for a protein of 414 amino acids. Gene Ontology annotation, biological process: tRNA wobble position uridine thiolation.
GAAUUUAUGACUAUUUCUCUUCCCCACAAACAUAACACCUACUCUCGCGCCAUUUGAUCGCAGGAAAGCGAACCGGUAAUCGAAAAUGGCGCCCACACCCUGCUUCCACUGCAAAACAGCUCGCGCAAUCAUCAUCCGGCCGAAAAACCGCCACAAGCUCUGCCGCACCUGUUUCCUGCACGUCUUCGAGACCGAAGUCCACGAAACCAUCACCUCAACCUCCCUCUUCCAGCGCGGCGAGCGCAUCGCCAUCGGUGCCAGCGGCGGCAAAGACAGCACGGUGCUGGCCUCGGUGCUGAAAACACUCAACGAACGGUACGACUACGGGCUACAGCUGUGUCUGCUCUCCAUCGACGAAGGCAUCAAGGGCUACCGCGACGACAGCCUCGAGACGGUGAAGCGCAACGCCCAGCAGUAUGACAUGCCGCUGGAGAUCGUUGGUUACGGCGAGCUCUAUGGCUGGACCAUGGACCAGGUGGUGGCGCAGGUCGGCAAGAAGGGCAACUGCACGUACUGCGGCGUGUUUCGGCGGCAGGCGCUGGACCGCGGCGCCGCGCGCCUGGGUAUCUCGCAUGUCGUGACGGGCCACAAUGCCGACGACGUCGCCGAGACGGUCAUGAUGAACUUGCUGCGUGGCGAUCUGCCGCGUCUGUCGCGCGGCACGAGCAUCGUGACGGGCUCGGCGGCGUCGGCGAUCAAGCGCUCCAAGCCGUUGAAGUAUGCGUACGAGAAGGAGAUCGUGCUGUAUGCGCACCAUAAGCAGUUGGAUUACUUCAGUACUGAGUGCAUCUACUCGCCUGAGGCGUUCCGGGGCAGCGCGCGCACGCUCAUCAAGGAUCUCGAGAAGAUCCGGCCGUCGUCGAUUCUGGACAUCGUGCGCAGUGGCGAGGAUAUGGCGGAGUUGGUGCCGCCGGAGGUGAAGCAGGGGGCGCAGAGUGGUGGCGGCGCCGGGGAGUCGAUGGGCGGCUGUGGGAGUCAGAAUGGACGCACGAGAGGCGGCGAGAUGGCGGAGAUGGAGAGGAAGCUGGCAGAGGAUGAUGCGGCCGAGUCGAGGGAGACGGAGAUCAAAAUGACCGGUGCGAAUGCCGCGUCGAAGCCUGCCUACUCGAUGAAGGUGACGCAGCGGAUGCCCAAGCAGAUCAAGACGCAGACCAUGGGCAACUGCGAGCGAUGCGGAUACAUCUCCAGUCAGAAGGUGUGCAAGGCGUGUGCGCUGCUGGAGGGGUUGAAUCGGAACCGGCCCAAGACGUCGAUCGAGGUGGGAUUGGAGGAUGAAGAGGGCAGCACGACUUUAAUGAGACAGAUGGAGAAGGUGGAACUGGGUGGUUGAUCCGUCGGCUUGACUCCAAGUCCUUGAUCACCGAUUUUGAUCUGAUUGCAGAUCCUCCACGGCUGGCUGAGCGCACAGCGCCCGAGCCUGAACUAUCUAUACAUUCGACAUGUAUGGGGCGAUUCAUCCCGACGAAAUCGAGACUCCAAGUCGAUCGACGCCAUCAGUCUAGUUCGAUCCAGCUCCAGACCCAGUCUCACUGCACCCCGUCAACAGACAGAAAGAACUCAGACACAAGAGGAGAAAGAAAACCUUCUAUAGUCUAGCCCAGUUCAAACACCCCGAACAAGAUCAAUAUACAUACAUAAUGAAUACAAAAGAGAACCCGCGAUCAU